Molecule: messenger RNA, 1679 nt
Organism: Phragmites australis (common reed)
Lineage: Eukaryota; Viridiplantae; Streptophyta; Magnoliopsida; Poales; Poaceae
Product: peroxidase 21
Exons: 4
Coding region: 524-1543 (339 amino acids)
Biological process (GO): hydrogen peroxide catabolic process; response to oxidative stress
Molecular function (GO): heme binding; peroxidase activity
Source: RefSeq, a predicted model, not a curated record
UGCUAGUGCUGCUAUAUCAUGUAGGCUUAUCGGGGGUAGUUGUCUUGAUGCAAAUCUUUCAGUUCAGUGUGCUUGCUUGCCAAUCUCGAUGGUCUCAAGGGUAAUCCUGACUCCGAAUUCAAGAUACCACCGGCGGGCGCUUUUCGGCGGUUAAACGCAUUUGUGAACCUUGCGUGACUCUUGUAAUAUAACCAUACUACUCCAUCCAGUGCCGAUGCAAAUGGAUCCAGAAGUAUCUAUCUUGUUCCAGGUUGAUGCCCAAUUUUACAGUUUGGUUCACUGCCAUAUUGCGAUGAUGAAAACAAACUGUCCACGUCUUGAGCCACUCGCUCUCUCCACGGCCAUAUUUUGCCAACCAGCAUUGCCGCUUGCUUUAAUUUUGACUCACUGAUCAAUUAGGCCGGCCGCCGCUGGUGGACGUCAAACUCGGCAAAUGCUCGCGGAUGGUUCUGCCUAUGCUAGAUUGGGCUCCCCUGUCCUGGCUGAUGCGCUACUCUAGUGGAGUACAAACUACCAGUUGCAGAUGAACAAGAUGGCUUCGAGGAGCUCCAGCUCCAGCCUAGUGCUCCUCCUCCUUCUCUGCUACUUGACUACUGGAGACGCCAAUGGCGGUGCUGCUGCUGCUGCUGCUCUUAGGUUGGGCUACUACUCGGAGUCGGGAAGCUGCCCGAGAGCAGAGGACAUCGUCAAGGACCAGGUCGCGCAGCUGUACGACAAGCAUGGCAACACGGCGGUGUCGUGGCUGCGAGCACUGUUCCACGACUGCAUGGUCAGGUCCUGCGACGCCUCGCUCCUGCUCGAGACCACCAGCAGCAGCGUCUCCGAGAAGGCCGCCCCGCGGAGCUUCGGCAUGAGGAACUUCAAGUACAUCGACGUCAUCAAGGCUGCCCUCGAGCGGGAGUGCCCCGCCACCGUCUCCUGCGCCGACAUCCUCGCCCUCGCCGCGCGGGACGGGGUCGCCAUGCUCGGUGGCCCGCGCGUGGCCGUGCGCACGGGGCGGAGGGACAGCCGGGAGAGCUACUACGCCGAGGUGGAGCGCUACAUCCCCAACCACAACGACAGCGUGUCGGUGGUGCUGUCCCGGUUCGCGGCCAUGGGCGUUGACACCGAGGGCACGGUGGCGCUGCUGGGCGCGCACUCCGUCGGCCGCGUGCACUGCUUCAACCUGGUGGGGCGACUCUACCCCUCGCUGGACGCCGGCGUCGACCCGGCCUACGGCGAAUACCUCCGGGGGCGCUGCCCGACGGCGGACGCCAGGGAGGACACCCGCGACGUGGUGUACGCGCGCAACGACCGCGUGACGCCCAUGAUCCUUGACAACAUGUACUACAAGAACCUGCUGACGCGCAAGGGCCUCCUCCUCGUUGACCAGCAGCUGGCCGACGACCCCCGCACCUCGCCCUUCGUCAGGAGGAUGGCCGCCGACAACACCUACUUCCACGACCGCUUCGCCGCCGCGCUCAUCAAGAUGUCCGAGAACAGCCCGCUCACCGCCGGCGAGGGGGAGGUCAGGAAGGACUGCAGGUUCGUCAAUUCUGCAUGACAGCUGCAGGUUCAAUCAUGAAUUGGCGCUCCAUUCCAUAUAUAUAUAUCAUCGAUCAUAUCAAUGGUGUGUGUAUUUGUCGUUGACUCCAUGUGUGUAAUUAAGAAUAAGAAAUGCACGAAUUAAUCCACGGUAA